UAAAAACAGGUUAAGGAGUUGGGGGAAGAAGAAAAUAAAAGAAAAAGAAAGCAAAUUUCCAAAUUGUAAUAACAGUUUCAAAACGACUGUCAAGUCCAAUUUGAAUCCGGAUCUAUCUUAAGAUGAAAUAAUGAAACGAAUCGGACGGACGUGAAGUGGGUUUUAAAUUCGGACACAUUCAUAGGUGUCACUCAUUGCCUCUUUGGACACCGCUUUAGGCCCCCUUACGCUCUAUUCUUCUCUCAGUCCUCAUCCCUCCAUUCAUUCGGUUCUCAAACCCCACUGUGUCGUCACUCAUAUAUAUCCUGCUCCGAUUUUGCAAAUCCCAUCUUUAUCAUUCAUUUCAAAUGAGAGCUUCUUCUUCUGACGAUAUUUGAAUUGGGUUCUUUUCAGAUUCUCACAUGUAGGGAGUCAGAGAAUAAACUUUUAUUCUCUGAUUUUUCCCAUCAGGGAUACAUCUUUCAGGACCUUUUGGGGCGAUUAAAGCCCUAAUUUUGAAAUUGGGGUUCUGAGAUUUACUGGGGGUUUUAUCAACUUACUAAAUUUUUCGUUUUUAAAGAUAGCUUGAGGAACCCUUUUGGUAUAUACAUAGAAAACAUACAUAGAUUCAUGUGUAUGUCAGUUUGGGUUUUGUGAAAAUUCUCUGUAUAUAUUUUGGGGGUUUGGGAUUCUUUUUUGUUGUUGUUUGGGUUGUGUUUUUCCACAGCUUUUGUUGUAUCAAUUUCAUUUUUUUUUACCUUUGGGGGUGGAAAAAUGGACGGUAGGAGAAUAACGGCGAGUCCUCGCCCAUGCUCUGGACGCCGUGUGGUGGCUAAGAAGCGACCCCGUGGAUUGGAUGGUUUUGUUAACAGCGUCAAAAAGCUGCAGAGGCGGGAGAUUUCAUCUCGGCGUGACCGUGCUUUUAGUAUGAGUGACGCCCAGGAACGGUUCAGAAACAUCCGAUUACAGGAGGAAUAUGAUACACAUGAUCCGAAGGGACAUACUGCUGUGGUACUUCCGUUUCUUAGGAAACGGUCAAAAAUUAUUGAAAUAGUUGCUGCUCGUGAUAUUGUGUUUGCGCUUGCACAGUCCGGGGUUUGUGCAGCAUUCAGCCGUGAGACUAAUGAUAGGAUAUGCUUUCUGAACGUAAGCCCUGAUGAGGUCAUAAGGAGUUUGUUCUACAAUAAAAACAAUGAUUCACUUAUAACUGUUUCGGUGUAUGCGUCCGAUAAUUUCAGCUCUUUGAAGUGCAGAACCACAAGGAUUGAGUAUGAACACUUCUCUUUCGUUUAUAAGCUUUUUGUUUUUACAGGAUUUUUCUCCCUCUCAUAUCAGAUUAUUGAUCUUUUUACCAGAUACAUCCGGAGAGGCAAACCAGAUGCCGGUUUUCCUCUGUUUGAAUCGGAGUCAUUGAAGUGGCCUGGUUUUGUUGAGUUUGAUGACGUGAAUGGGAAGGUUCUCACUUAUUCUGCGCAGGAUAGCAUAUACAAGGUUUUUGACCUGAAGAACUAUACAAUGCUGUACUCAAUCUCUGAUAAGAAUGUUCAAGAAAUUAAAAUCAGUCCUGGAAUAAUGUUGCUGAUAUUUACAAAAGCAUGUGGUCACGUUCCGCUGAAGAUUUUGUCAAUUGAGGAUGGGACUGUUCUCAAAUCUUUCAACCAUCUCCUUCACCGGAAUAAGAAGGUGGAUUUCAUUGAACAGUUCAAUGAAAAGCUCCUUGUCAAGCAGGAAAAUGAGAACCUCCAAAUUCUUGAUGUCCGCAAUUCUGAGUUGACUGAGGUUAGCCGAACCGAGUUCAUGACCCCAUCAGCAUUCAUAUUUCUAUAUGAGAACCAGCUAUUUUUGACAUUCAGAAACCGAACAGUUGCUGUUUGGAAUUUCCGGGGGGAGUUGGUUACUUCAUUUGAGGAUCACCUUCUGUGGCAUCCUGAUUGCAAUACCAAUAACAUUUACAUCACUAGUGAUCAGGACUUAAUUAUUUCGUACUGCAAGGCAGAGUCUGAUGAUCCAGUAGCAGAAGGAAAUGCAGGUUCGAUUAAUAUUAGCAAUAUCCUGACUGGAAAAUGCCUUGCUAAAAUAAAAGCUAGCAACAGCUCUCCUUGGGAUGAUUGCUCUUGUAUUGCUAGUUGUGGGGGAAGAAAUUGUAACCCGCGAAGACGUGUUCAAGCUUCUAGAGUAAGGAGCACUGUUGGAGAAGCUCUGGAAGAUAUUACAGCCCUUUUCUAUGAUGAAGAGCGAAAUGAAAUAUACACCGGCAAUAGGCUUGGCUUGGUCCAUGUAUGGUCUAACUAGAGUUGGUAUGGUAACCCUGUGGUUGUGGGGUUAUAUAGUUCUUCGAGAUGAUUGGAUUUGUUGCAAAACCCUGUUGCAAUAAUUCUGUAACUGUAUCCUUAGAGGUUGAAGAGAUUUGGAUUUGUUUCAACUUUUGCUUUGUUGUGCCAGUUUAUGUAGGAAUUGUGUGACCCCCCUCGAAACGAGGGGACUCCCUUUGAUUCAAUAUUCUGCUGGCAUUUCUUUUUCCUGAUUUAUCCUGUGUGAAGAUUAUCUUCAGGGGCCGUGUAGAUGGCCGUUUGUAGUAGGUCACCAGGAGUGAUCUUUUACUGUGUAUUGAAAUGACAAGCAAGUAGUUUGUUGAUAUAUGUAUGGAAAGUAACUUCCGUUUUUAUGAUGCUUUCCUGUGAGUUUCCAGUACUUAUAUGUUGUGCGUUGUUUGUAUGUGUUUGAUCCUGGUAGGAAUUCGAGGGGGAUUUUCUCAUCUUGAGUUUUUGCCUUGCUUUCAUGCCCAGAUGAUUUUCUCCAUUGAACUCGAGUCUAGAGAGAAUGUUUCUAAUUAUUUAUAUGUAAUAGAAAAAUAUAGGUUGAUUUUGAUAGUCAUAGGUUUUUAGAGAUUAGGUUAAGAUUUGGUGUUUAAUCAUCAAGUAUAUUUAAAGCAUCCUUAUUAGUACUACCUGAUUUUAUUUUCUCAAAAGUCAAAAAUGGAAGUCAUUAAUUUUCUCAACCAUUUAAUAUAGUAACAUCCAUUUCAAAAAAUAAAAAUAAAAAUACUA
Molecule: messenger RNA, 3026 nt
Organism: Oldenlandia corymbosa var. corymbosa
Lineage: Eukaryota; Viridiplantae; Streptophyta; Magnoliopsida; Gentianales; Rubiaceae
Source: the annotation of a GenBank genome assembly